CCUCGGAUACCACUUAACUUUCAUAAAUAGGGGAGCUAUACAACUUAACUUAGAAUAGGGCGUUGGGUUCUAUGGAAAUAAAAAUAUAAGUCUAGGCCACAUCAGCCUUGCCACAUCGGAUUGGAGUUGCUGAAUCGAUUACCUAUCCAAACCUCCAUUCUCUCCCAUCGGAUUAGAGCACAUCAUUCGCCAGUCAGAUCAUCGUGGAUAUAUAGCAGCGUUAGCAUUUCCGCCAACCAAUCUUCCAAAAGGAGCACUUGUGGCGGAGCGACAGAUAAACCAAAUGACGCAAAUGCAAGCGUAAUUCAACCAGAGGUAACCAAUUCCACGUUGGCAGCCGGCAGGUGAGGCGAACAGGCGGGAGCACGAGGAGAGACGUGAUGAAUCUCUUCUCUGGAUUUCGCCGCCAUUCACAUCUUGCAAUGGACAUCGUUAUUUAUAUAUCUAUCAAAUACUCAGUAGUCAAGAAAGAACGCAAAAAAGAAACAAUGGCGUCCAAAUCCUCUGCAUCCACACUGCAAGUUUCAGAACUAUGCAAGGUAACUCCGGCCGCCGACUCGCCGGAAUCCGCCACACAAUUCACACUCCCGCUAACUUACCUCGACACCACCUGGUUCAGAUUCCCACCAGUCGAGUUGGUCUACUUCUACAAACCCACCGCUUCUCCGAUCCCUCCCCAUUCCUUCUACUCCCUGCUUCUCCCCAAGCUCAAGCGGUCGCUCUCCCUAACACUCGCCCAAUUCAUCCCCCUCGCCGGCCAACUCCGAUGGCCGCCCAAAUCACCCACCCCCGUCGUAAUCUACACUCCAGGCGACGCGGUCUCUGUAACAAUCGCCGAAUCAACAGCCGAUUUGGACCGAUUGGCCGGCGACGCACCCCGUGAAGCCGCCGAAUCGCGGCCGUAUGUACCUCAAUUAGAAGUCUCCGAGACGACGGCCUCCGUCGUAUCCCUCCAGAUCACUUACUUCCGGAACAGGGGAUUCUCCGUCGCGAUUACCCUCAACCACGCGGUCAUCGAUGGGAAAACCACCGCCAUGUUCCUCAGAGCAUGGGCUUCGAUCUGCAAGCACGGAGAGAAUCAUCGGCUCCCGAAGGAGCUCACCCCAUCAUUCAAUCGAACGGCGGUGGAAGAUCCGUCGGAUCUCGCCACCGCUUACUUGAAUCGGUGGGACGAAGUUCUUACUCGGCAAUCGAUUACCUACAACCCUCGUAGCUUGAACGUUUUCCAGAAGGUAUCCCCGCCGCCACCGGAUCUUCUCCGAGCGACGUUCCAGCUGAGCCCGAACUCAAUUGGGAGACUCCGAGAGAAGAUUCUGAGCCAUCGGUCAAAUUCGCAUGAACGCCUUCACCUGUCGUCGUUCGUGGUAACGUGUGCGUUGGUGGCGGUGUGUCUAGUGAAAGCUAGAGGAGGGAGGAGAGAUAGAGACGUCUACUUGGUUUGGUCUGUGGAUUGCCGAGCCCGGCUAGAUCUUGCGGCGAUCCCGCCGAAUUACUUCGGGAAUUGCUUAGGGGUGGAUUACUUGGUGGCGGAGGCGGGGAGCUUGAUGGGGGAGAACGGGAUCGCGGUUGCGGCGGAGAAGAUUAGCGAGUUGGUCAGGGGAGUAGCGACGGCGGUGGGGGGAGUGAAUUCGGCAGCGGCGGUGGAGAAGAUGGGGCGGCUGAGGAGCGUGGGGCCGGAAGUGCAGAAGUUCGGGGUGGCUGGGUCCCACAAGCUGGGGUUUUACCAGAUCGAUUUCGGGCUGGGUAGGCCGGUCAAGAUGGAAACGACGUCGCUGGACAAGACGCGGGGGAUCUCGGUGGCGGAGAGCGGAGAUGGGAGUGGUGGGAUUGAAGUCGGCGUCGUUUUGGUUGGGCAUGAAAUGCAGGCUUUCGAGUCGUUCUUUGUUCAAGCUCUGAAGGAUGUUGGUGGUUGUGGCCAUCGUUGUUCGAGGUUGUAAGGACGUAAAACGGUGUCAUUUACGGCAAGGCCUGAAAUACUAUGGUAACCCUUGUACUUUAGAGGUUGACAAGUGUGACUGGAUGCAAAUUGAGUCACAAAAAUAGUGGAAGAGUCCAAACCCAAUGCAUCGACAACACCAUGUUAGUUACAAGACAUCCAAAUAAAAACAAAUCUCGUAG
Linum trigynum is the source of this 2118-nucleotide messenger RNA. The record is from the annotation of a GenBank genome assembly. Lineage: Eukaryota; Viridiplantae; Streptophyta; Magnoliopsida; Malpighiales; Linaceae.